Molecule: messenger RNA, 810 nt
Organism: Cryptococcus amylolentus CBS 6039
Lineage: Eukaryota; Fungi; Basidiomycota; Tremellomycetes; Tremellales; Cryptococcaceae
Exons: 3
Coding region: 1-810 (269 amino acids)
Biological process (GO): tRNA wobble uridine modification
Cellular component (GO): elongator holoenzyme complex
Source: RefSeq, a predicted model, not a curated record
AUGACAUUCCUCACACCCCACCUCCCCUUCCCCAACUCCGCCCCCCUCCCCCCGCCCAGCUCCCACCUCGUCAUCUCCGAUACUCUCAACUCCCCUGCCUAUUUCGCCCUCUACCACCUUCUCGCUGCAGCUCUGGGGAACAAGGAACAAAAACGCAAGGUGGUCUGGGUCGAUCUGAGAGGGGAGGGGAGGGGGAGUUUGGAGACUGUUAUGAAGAAGAUUGGUACGCCCCUACCGCCCGCCACCUCACCCCAAUUCAUCCACCUCGCCCCGUCCUCCCUGCCGCACAUCAUUCCCGUCUCACCCGGUACCCCUAGGAUCUUUGAUAAGGAAGGCAAACCGUCUUUGAGAGAAGUGUAUGAUGCGGUGGUACCGCAUAUGGGAGAGGGGGUGGUGGUCAUAGUGGAUGGGCUUGGGGGGUUGGUAGAUAUGGGUAUGGGGGUGGAUGAGGUUGUGCGUUUCGUCAGAGCUGUCUAUUAUCAAGUCCGUCAAUCAAAAUCAAUCAUAACAACAACCCUCCACACCGACUCCCUCCCCCUGCCCUCCCCGGCCCCUUACACUCCCGGACCAGACGCCAGUCUGCUAGAAGGGCUGACGAGGGUGGGCACGGGGUGUUGGUGGCGCGUGAGUCAUUUGGCGAGUGGGCGGAGCGGGGAUGUGAUGGGUGAGAUUUCGGUGCAUCCUUUUGGUGAUUUGCAGUCACAGGGUGGAGAGUGGGUGGAGGUUGGGAGGGGAAAGCCGGUGCAGUAUAGGUUGGAGACGGGGAGUGUUAAGGUGUUUGCCAAGGGCACUGGGAGGGGGUUCUUGUGA